Stegodyphus dumicola is the source of this 2751-nucleotide messenger RNA. RefSeq lists its product as uncharacterized. The record is from RefSeq and is a predicted model, not a curated record. NCBI's taxonomy places the organism in Eukaryota, Metazoa, Arthropoda, Arachnida, Araneae, Eresidae.
CGAUAUUUUAUUAACUUCACAACUUUUCAUAAAUUCAAAAUGUUCUUAAUUAUAAGUUUACCCAAAUUAUUUGCAUUUAUGGUGCGAAAAUUUUUACUGCCUGAUAAAGUGUUUCUUUUCUCAGUAUUUAUACUAUCAACAUUACUUUUUGUUCAAGGUAAUGUAGAUAUUUGCCACAAUGUGUAUCCACAUUUUCAUGCAAAUGAAGAAAAUUGCACAUUAGUAUGCAGUUUGAAAUUUCAGCAUGCUGUUUCUAGUGUACACAGUGAUGAGGUUGCAUUAUGCAUAAAAAAUUCAUCUUUAGCUGUGUUUUGUGUAAAUCCUAUUGACUGCCGCCAGUAUCAUGUCGGGGCUUAUUGUAAAAUGAUCCCAUGUCUGUGUAAAUCUGAAGAUAGUUAUAUUUUUCAUUCAUCACUUAAAAUUAAGAAAGUGAAUACUUGUGUUGUAUCUGCUAAGCACCUAAGUUUGGACAUGCCUAUUGUACCUUUCCCAUGGAAGACGCUACUUAUUGUAUGUGCUAUUGUCUUUGUAUUUGCUGCUUGUCUGAUUUGCUUGAGAUGGGUAUCUCCAUUAAUAAGGUCAAUGCAAGCAAAGCGAGCCUCAAGAAUAAACCGAGAAAGGCAAGCAGUACCACUUGAGGAUAAUGCACGAUUGUUUACAUCUGUUUCUCAGCAAAAUGAUUCUACUCCUUUUACCUAUUAUUUCCCACAAGGAAUGCCAAGAAUCUAUAGAGCUAGUCCUAGGAGAGUGCAACACAGCCACAGAUCAUCUUCGAGAACUCGUUAUACUACUUGUGCUCAAACAGAAGGCAGUUUAUCUGGUAUACUUGCAAAUCAAGACAAACCACCACCUUAUGAAACUGCCAUCCAGUUACCACCACCAGCUUAUGAAGACGUUGAACAAGCUAUUAAUGACAGUACAUCUAAUAAUACUAAUCUACAAACUAAUAGUCAAAGGAUUGAAAUACACAAUCCUGAUAACAAUUCUAUUCCUAUAAUAAAUAAUACAUCGUCUGUGUUACCGUCUACCAGUUCUGUAGUAUCCUAAUAAGAAUGUAUGAAAUUCUUGAAUAUAGUUUUUUUUUUUUUUUUUUUGUAUAAAAUGUAAAGUGACAAAAGGAAUCAUCAUUCCUUAUGCUGGCAUUUUCUAUUGUUGUUGGUGUAUUGUUAUGUUUUUUUUUUCAAAAGUAUUUAUCAUAAACUUCUGGAGAAGUUUGGAAGCUUUUAUCAUAUGCUUAAUAUUACCUGGUGUGCUUCAGAGCUAUGAAAUAAACCAUAACAAAGUUUUGAAUGUACUGAAAAAUAGGAGUAGAAAUAUUUAAAAUUACAUAUAUUUUAGUACAGUAAUUUUGAUUUGUAUAAGUGAAAUACCUUUUGUAAUCCAGAUUAUAAAUGUCAUUUUUGGAACUAUAAUAUGCAAUAUACAUAUAAUAUACAUUUAAUCUUUAUAAAUGCUUUUUCAUGUCAUAUGAAUAUUUAGCUAUUACAUUUUAUUCUUUGUACAUUCCAUUUUUAUCAUUCAGCAGAUAUUUUGUAAAUUGUUUUCAUGCUGUUGAGCAUUUUUAAGCUUUUAUGAGCAGCUAAUGAUGUAGAUGUGUCCUAUUUUGUACCAUUUUUGAUGAAAUUAUGUAUAUAUUUGCAAACUUGCAGCAAUAACAUUUAAAAACUUAAUUUGAUCAUUAAAUUAGCAUCAUAUUUGCCAUUUCUUGGGCUUAUGUGAUAUUUAUCUUGAAUAUUAGUAUUAGGGCUGUUUUUGGUAAGACAGAUAUGUGAUUAUAAAUGUUUUUUUUUUUUUUUUUUUUAUUCCUGUUCAUAACUUUGACCAAUCUUUUGAAAACAAAUCAAUGAUGUAUAAUAUUUAGAAUAAUUUUAAUAGAAUAUUUACAAUAAUUGCUUAUUUGUUCUAGUUGUUUGUAAUAUAAAGUGACUCACAUUCACAUUACACAAAAGAAAAACCAUGAAAAUGCCUUUGUAAUCAGCCAUUUACUGAGAUUCUAAGCUGGCUCGAACUACAAUAUAUGUAGUAGUUUUUAUCCACUCAGCCUUGUUAGAGGCAAAAUUGGUAAUAUGUUUCAGAUUAAAAUACAUACAAAAAGCUGGUAUUUAUUGUGCAGAGUUCAACUUUAGCUUGACUUCAAAUCUGAGAGAAAUGCUGUGUAAACAGAAAUGCACGUAGAACUAACUCUCUGAUUUCUUCAAAAACGAAAUCUUAUUUGAUCUAUUACUUCAUGCCAUUGAGCUUUUAUUUAGCUACAUAAAAAUCCCUGAAAUUAAAAGUGCUAAAUAACUGGGAACUACUGAUUUUUGUAAUUUGGAAACAAAUAUCUUUGGUGGUAUUGACAAAACAAAUUGGAUUUAUAUUCAAAGAAAGUCAAAUUAGAUGUAGAAUUAGCAACUUCUAUACAUAGAUAACAUUACUUGUCUUCAACUGUGGACAAAAAUUUGGGGACCUUUUUGAUAAUGUAUAUAUGAUGAAUUGGAUUUUAGAAUCUUUUAGAAAAGUGACUGGAAUAUUUAAAAUUGCAUUUAAUAUUAAUGAAAUUAGGAAUGAUAAUUUAAAAUUUAAAAAACGGUAAUGGAUAUUUUUCUGCAUAUGAUUGCAAAACAAUUGAUUGUGAUGAUAUAGUGCAAGAAAAGAAAAUUAGUGAAAUAAAGUAAGAAAGAGCUUAAAUGAAAAGAGAAUCAAAAAUAAAAAAAAAUUAGAAAAUAGCCAAACAUGAUUGUGCCAAAUUCAUUUAAAAUGUUGAGAACA